Molecule: messenger RNA, 1271 nt
Organism: Wasmannia auropunctata (little fire ant)
Lineage: Eukaryota; Metazoa; Arthropoda; Insecta; Hymenoptera; Formicidae
Exons: 2
Coding region: 1025-1222 (65 amino acids)
Source: RefSeq, a predicted model, not a curated record
UAUUUGGUUUUUGUAAUUAAUCUACUAUUGUAUUUUAUUAGCGCUUUUUGUUUUAUUUUUUAAUUAACACUUUGCUGAUAAAAUUUGUAGCACUUUAUAAGAUUUGUUUUUGAUUUAGAUUUGGCUAUCAACUCUAACAAUUUGUUUGCAAAUUUGAAUAUAAUAUUAUGGUAGUGAUUGGCAUCAAUUGCAUUCGCAUUAAGUUCAUCAUAUACCAGCAGAUCUGAUAGUCAUGCAGAUUGAUAGUAAAAAUCAAUGUCAUUUUAUAAUCGUUUAAAUGAUUAUAAUAGAAGACGCAAUAAACUAUGUCAGAGUAUUGCAGGUGGAUUUUUGGAUGAGGAGUUUCUCUUUUGCUGUUAUUAUUAUUAAAAAAAUGAGUAAAGAAUAAUUAAAUGGUUAUGAAAUAGUAAAUUUUACUCGGCUGUUGCAGUCAAUCUAACGUCACAUUCUGUUAAUAGAUUCCAUUAUAUUUCUGCUGUCAAAAUUUAUUGCAGUCAAUCUAUCGCCACAUCACGUUCUGUUAAUGGAUUCCAUUAUAUUUCUGCUGUCAAAACUUAUAGUAUACACUUACAGAAUAUAUUUUCAAUAGAUUCAGUGUAUAUAAAAUUUACUUUUGGAAUUUCAAUAUAACAGGUAAUUAUCUAUUAAAUCGAGUAUUAAGCAAUUAUGCAAAAUAAUGAUGCUUCGCAAGUUAACAUGAUCCUUCAUGAAAAAGAGCGACCUUUUAAUGAUAAUUAGAUAAGUUGUCCUUAAAAUAAAGUUAACAAACUUGAAUAUCUUGUUUGCACAUGUAACAAGUGUGUAAUGUAUUCGUCAGCUGAUCUAUUACAAAAAGAAAUGCCGGCCAUGUCGCCGCGCAUGUUCUCGCACUCAAUUAUUGUGCAGCCACGUGCAGCUGUGGCGUGAAGCAGCGUGAAGAUAGUGAUAUAUUUUUAUAAUAGUGUCACAUGCGGUGUACCUCGAUCCAAAACGUGAUUACAUUUCGUACACAUUCAGGCGAUUCAGAUAAUUUCGAUAAGUCGCGAUGAGCCGACAAGCUGUUCUGAAACUUUACAAGGGCAUUCUGAAGUAUGGCGAGACUUUGAGGUUCACGAACAAAAAGUAUUUCCGAUACAGAAUCCGGAUAGCUUUCAAGACUAAUAAAGAUCUGUCCGACGAGACGGCGAUAGACUUCCAAUUGAAGAAGGGUAUGAAAUUCUUGGAAGCUAGGAAAGUGGUAUAAGUCAUAUUUUACUACGGCAGGAGACAUUCUAUGAAAAAAGAGGAACCAU